AUGAACAAAGCUGCGAGCAAAUUGUCAAACAACUUAUUUAUUAACAUAUGCUUAAAGAGAAAAAAACAUGAUCUCACAAAAAAUUGUAUUAUUAUUAAUAACAAUGUAUAUAACACCAAUUUAAAAAAUGGAAAAUAUAGCACACCAAUUAAUUCUCUAACAUUUCGAGGAUUUGGAAAUUCGGCAAAUAACUUCGGAUUAGGAAAUCAAAUGAAUGGAAAUGACGAUCCACAAAAGAAAACCGAACAAAUGUUCAGUUUAUUUGAAAAUAAUAAAAUACAAGAAGAAUUAAUAAAGAAGUCCAGCAUAUUAAAUUUAAAUGAAAUAAAAACAAAUGGGGAAUAUGAAAAUGUACAACCAUAUACUGAUUUUAUUUUUGAUAAGUGUAAAGCUAAUAUAAAUAAUGAUUUAGAUCCAUAUGAAAACUCAUGGUAUUUUAAUAUUGUAUAUGAAUUAUUAAAUUCAACAAAAAUUUUAUUAGAUUGUUCAUGGUUAGUAUCAAUAAUAGCAACUACCACAUUUUUACGAUUAAUUAUUUUACCUUUAACAAUAUCAGCUGAAAGAGAUCGAAGAAAACAAAAAAUUUUAAAUCCUGUAAUUAAAGAAUUCACAAAUAAAUUAAAAACACAUGCUCAAUCAGGAAAUAUUAAAAAAGCAUUAGAAUAUAAAACCAAAAUAUUAAAUAUACGAAAUACACAUGGUAUAUCUUUAAUACCUAAAUCUAUCAUAUUAAUGAUUUUUAUGCAAACACCAUUAUUCUUUAUUUUCUAUUUUUCAAUGAAAAAAAUAGCUUCUUAUCCUGAAAUUUUUAAAGAAUUUACUUUUGAAUCUCCAUUAUGGCUAGACAGUUUAUCAUUGCCAGACCCUUAUUGUAUCUUACCCAUUUUAUCAUCUCUUCUACUUUUAUCAAAUCAUGAAUUAACAGCAUUGAUUGAUAAACAUAUAGCCAAUAACAAUCCAAAUAAAUAUGAUGAUGAAUCAGAAUUUCAAAAAAAUAUUAAAAAAAUAUCAAAAAUAGCUAUGAGAGGAUUUUAUAUAUCUUCAGCAUUAUUUUUUAAAUCUAUGCCAUCUGGAUUAUUUAUUUAUUUUAUUACUAAUACAUUUUUUCAAUUAUUUGUAACACAAGUUUGUAAAAUUAAAAUAGUAGAAAAUUUCCUAGACCUACCUCCAUUACAUUCAAAAGGUUUAUCCAAUGAUGACAAUAAUGAAAGUCACAAGCCUCCAAAAAAUAUACACAUGAACGAUCUUAUUAAAAAAAAAAAAACCUAA
Molecule: messenger RNA, 1269 nt
Organism: Plasmodium vinckei vinckei
Lineage: Eukaryota; Apicomplexa; Aconoidasida; Haemosporida; Plasmodiidae
Product: mitochondrial inner membrane protein OXA1, putative
Exons: 1
Coding region: 1-1269 (422 amino acids)
Biological process (GO): protein insertion into membrane
Cellular component (GO): membrane
Molecular function (GO): membrane insertase activity
Source: RefSeq, a predicted model, not a curated record